This is a messenger RNA of Folsomia candida, 2580 nucleotides long. Its product is annotated as zinc finger protein 90. Gene Ontology annotation, biological process: regulation of transcription by RNA polymerase II. Bases 256 to 2430 code for a protein of 724 amino acids. The record is from RefSeq and is a predicted model, not a curated record. Gene Ontology annotation, molecular function: DNA-binding transcription factor activity; RNA polymerase II cis-regulatory region sequence-specific DNA binding. The transcript has 6 exons. Lineage: Eukaryota; Metazoa; Arthropoda; Collembola; Entomobryomorpha; Isotomidae.
AAUUUGAUGUCAUCUGCUCAAACAAGAUUUUUGUAAAAAUAUUUCAAUUCCCAUUCUCAAAAUCAUUUAAUUGUUACAAUUAAGUUUAUUUCAAUUAAAUUAUCCAAGUGCAAUUACAACCUAUAUUUUUUAAGUGUGCUACAUGUUCAUGUAGUACCAAAAGUUGCGAGGCGAGUAGGAAAAUUGAGAAAAUGUGAAAGUAAACUUUGUAGCGAAAUAAUUUUUUCACAAUCGAAGAAAAUAAAUAACCGUAACAUGAAAUUCACAGUCACUAUGUCGAGCCAAGUUUGUUUUCUCUGUUUCCAAGCCAUUGACACCACCACCGUCGAGGAAAGUAGAAAAAUGCGAAUCUCGUCCCUGGGAGAAUUACUGUCAUUGUCGUCUUGUCGCAAAACAAUUACUCAACAAUUUGAAGAGGACGAGAGCUGUGAACUCUGCCCGGUUUGUGCCCCCGUGAUAAGCGAGAUGGAGGAAAUCCGGGGUCAAAUGUCCGCCCUGGAGAAACUAAUUGGGGUGAAAAUUACUGAAAUUCGCGAAAUUAUGCUAGCUUCUUCGGCCUCCUCAAUAGAAAAUCGGGAUGAUGAUGGGGACAAGGUUCACAAAUUGAGGACAACCAUACUUAAAAUGAUGGGAGAUAAUGACGACCAACAAGACGACAACAUUGCACUGGACGAAGUGCUGAUCAAAGUCGAACAGGAUGGAGAUGGAUUCCUGGGUGGGGACGAACUAUUUGACGACCAUUAUUCCCCCGCCGUCGAACUUUAUAACGAGGAAGAAAUGGUUCCGGUAAAAUAUGAAGAAGGCGACGACGACAAUGACGAAUUGCCCUUCUGCAUUAAUCCACAUCCACAAAGGAAGGGAAGGGAGAGAGCCCGAAAACCUACUAGAAAAACAAAUCCACUACGAACUAAGCGAAAAGUUGAAAACGAUUCUCGAAAACGAGUCAAAAACUCGGAGAAACGCAACCCCACGGCGACCAGGAUAAAAAUAGAAAAUAUUCUGAUUCCUACUUCAAAACGUCGCUCAACGCGCACUAAAACACCAGUUCUUCCUCCAAAAGGUUGCAAAACACUGACCGUCUCGCUUGAAAGGAUUUCCGUCCCGAUUACAAAGUCCAGCCCUAUUUCUUCUCCCUCAUCAUCACCAUUCCACGACGAAGACCUUCCUUCCAAUGAUCUCGACUCAUCGAAAGAACAAUCCUCUGAUAAGAAAAACAAGUCAAAAAAUCACAAUUGUCCAAAUUGUCCGAAAUCAUUCGCCACCGGGCCCAAACUGUCGUACCAUAUUGCCUGCCAGCACCGCGUCCCUUGCUUUGAUCCGCAGUGCAACGCCUCAUUUAGCUCGUAUAAGGCGAGAGAUGCCCACCGAAAGGUAGCCCACCCAAGCGUCCCCCGUUACGAGCGUGCUGAAGGUGGGAUAAGUAGGGCGCAAAGUGUACAAGUGGCCGAACGGGUGAUGGACUACUACAAAAAUGAGGCCAACCGAAACUCUAGGAAGACAUGGAAAUUUUUCGAGCAGCUAGGCAUUCCAAAAAGUAGUGUGUACCGUUACCUGAAAUUGUUCAAGGACAAGGAUACCAUAACCUUCAAAAAGCCACCGGGUUGUCCACCAAGGUCGGAAUUAACUGAGGCACAGCGUGCCCAAAUUGUUCGCCCCUAUAAAUGCUCCUCCUGCCAGAAAUCAUUCAUCCAUCGGUACGCCCUAACCAGCCACAUCGCCCGUGACCACACUGGCGCCAAAGACCAGGUGUGCCACAUUUGUGGAAAAAAAUUCUACACCAUCUUCAACCUUAGACAUCAUCUGAUAACUCACGACGAAUCGCGGCGUCCACAGUGUGAAACAUGCGGGGAAAAGUUUCUGCAUUAUAGCACCCUCCAGUCUCACAGAAUUCGGGAGCAUGGAGCUGACCCGCUGGUUUGCGAUGAGUGUGGAGCAACUUUCAUUACACUAAAGGGACUUCAAGGACAUAAGUUGACGCACACAGGAUUAAAGCCGUACAAUUGUGAUAAAUGUGACGCCAAAUUCUCCCAAAUGCGACACCUUACCACUCACCAAUUAUCCCACUCUGACCAACGACGACACCCCUGUCCUCACUGCGAACGAGCGUUUAAAAUGAAGAACCAACUAACCUUGCACAUUAAGAGUAUCCACACCGCGGGCUAUGUGACCCCCAAGGCGCACAAAUGCCCCCAGUGUGACAGAUCAUUCCAGUACCCGGCCCUUGUGAAGGCGCACGUCCUCCAAGCUCAUACGGGGGAGCGUCCCUUCACCUGCAAUCACUGUGGAAAGGGGUUCGUUAUGAAGUCCGCUUUAACCCUGCAUUUGAAGGGGAAGCAUGGCAUUGAAGUCGAGCCUGUGGUUAAAAAUAGGCAACCGAGGUCCAAGAGGGACACUUUCCACGUCGCGGUGGAACAAGAAGGGGAUCCGUAAUUUGUAAAAAAAAAUGUGUUAUAUGAAAUUGUAUAGAAAUUAGUUCCACCAAUUGCAUGCAUUUUGUUUACUCACUCACAGAACUUAAAUAUAAUAUACAUAUUUGUACGUCAUAUAUUAUUUCGUUUUAAUAAAGUCAAAUUAAAUAUA